Molecule: messenger RNA, 4263 nt
Organism: Pungitius pungitius (ninespine stickleback)
Lineage: Eukaryota; Metazoa; Chordata; Actinopteri; Perciformes; Gasterosteidae
Gene: myo1f
Product: myosin IF
Exons: 28
Coding region: 212-3481 (1089 amino acids)
Biological process (GO): vesicle transport along actin filament; actin filament organization
Cellular component (GO): myosin complex; vesicle; actin cytoskeleton
Molecular function (GO): ATP binding; actin filament binding; microfilament motor activity
Source: RefSeq, a predicted model, not a curated record
GAAGUAAAGGUUUUCAAUGUGUCAGUGGGGGCUGUGUGCUGCAGGCCGCUGGCUCGUUGGCUCUGACGUUUGACCUGCUCUGAUGGCUGCAGUCUGAAGAGGUCACCCUGUGGAUUUUAACAAGAGGAUUUACACAGACACACACACACACACACACACACACCCUCUGGACAGUGGACACCUGAGGAAGUGAGGAGGCCCUGCUGGAACGAUGGCAAAGUACCACUGGCAGAGUCAAAAUGUGAAGCAAAGCGGAGUGGACGACAUGGUUCUGCUUUCCAAGAUCACAGAGGACGCCAUCGUGGAUAACCUCAAAAAAAGAUACCUGGACGACUACAUCUUUACGUACAUUGGGUCCGUAUUGAUAUCAGUGAACCCGUUCAAACAGAUGCCCUACUUCACUGACAGAGAGAUCGAAAUGUACCAAGGAGCUGCCCAGUAUGAAAAUCCACCCCACAUCUACGCCUUGUCUGAUAACAUGUACAGAAACAUGAUGAUCGAUGCAGAGAAUCAAUGCGUCAUCAUUAGCGGUGAGAGCGGCGCAGGAAAGACGGUGGCAGCCAAAUACAUCAUGAGUUACAUUUCGAAAGUAUCCGGAGGAGGAUCAAAAGUUCAGCAUGUUAAAGACAUCAUCCUGCAGUCCAAUCCUCUGCUGGAAGCCUUCGGUAACGCUAAGACCGUCCGCAACAACAACUCCAGUCGGUUUGGGAAGUACUUUGAGAUUCAGUUCAGCAGAGGAGGAGAGCCAGAUGGCGGCAAAAUCUCAAACUUCCUGCUGGAGAAGUCGAGGGUGGUGAGCCAGAACGAGAACGAGAGGAACUUCCACAUUUACUAUCAGAUGAUAGAGGGCGCCAACGAUCAGCAGAAAGAGGGCCUGGGCAUCAUGACCCCAGACUACUACUGCUACCUCAACCAGUCUGGGACCUACAAGGUGGAUGGGACCAAUGACAGCAAAGAUUUCCAAGAGACUAUGGAGGCCAUGCAGGUGAUUGGGAUCCCAGGUGACCACCAGACUCAGGUCCUGCACAUUGUCGCCGGCAUCCUGCACCUGGGAAACAUCAGUUUCAUAGAGGCAGGCAACUAUGGGAAGGUGGAAAGCACAGACUUGCUUGCCUUUCCUGCCUAUCUGCUGGGCAUCGAUCCCAGCCGCCUGCAGGACAAACUGACCAGCAGGAAGAUGGAGUCCAAGUGGGCAGGGAAGAGUGAGUCCAUUAAUGUGACCCUGAACCAGGAGCAGGCCACCUACACACGAGACGCCCUGGCCAAAGCCCUCUAUGCACGACUCUUUGACUACCUGGUGGAGGCCAUAAACAAAGCCAUUCAAAAACCACAUGAAGAAUUCAGCAUCGGAGUACUUGACAUUUAUGGCUUUGAGAUAUUCCAGAGAAACGGCUUUGAGCAGUUCUGCAUCAACUUUGUGAAUGAGAAACUGCAACAAAUCUUCAUUGAGCUGACGCUGAAGGCCGAGCAGGAAGAGUACGUUCAAGAGGGUAUCAAGUGGACUCCCAUUGAGUACUUCAACAACAAGAUUGUUUGCGACCUCAUUGAAAAUAAAUUGAACCCUCCUGGCAUAAUGAGUGUGCUGGAUGACGUGUGCGCCACCAUGCACGCCAAAGGGGAGGGUGCAGACGGCACUCUGCUGCAGAAACUGCAGGCCGCAGUGGGAACACACGGACAUUUCAACAACUGGAACUCUGGCUUUGUCAUACAUCACUAUGCUGGAAAGGUAUCAUACGAUAUCGUCGGCUUCUGUGAAAGAAACCGGGAUGUGCUGUUCCCGGACCUCAUUGAGCUCAUGCAAAGCAGCGAAUAUCCUUUCAUCUGUGGCUUGUUUCCUGAAAACCUCAACACGGAUAAGAAAGGCCGGCCAACCACAGCCAGCUCCAAGAUCAAGAAACAAGCUAACGAUCUGGUGAACACGUUGAUGAAAUGCACUCCGCACUACAUCCGCUGCAUCAAACCCAAUGAGACCAAGCGCCCAAAGGACUGGGAGGAGAGCAGAGGCAGACAUCAGGUUGAAUAUCUAGGACUGCGGGAAAACAUACGCGUGAGACGGGCUGGGUUUGCGUACCGCAGAGUCUUCAAUAAGUUUCUGAAUAGGUAUGCUAUUCUGACAGCGGAGACAUGGCCGUGUUGGAGGGGUCCUGAGCAGCAGGGGGUCCUUCACCUCCUCCGGUCUGUCAACAUGGACACCGACCAGUACCAGAUGGGACGCAGCAAGAUCUUUGUCAAGAACCCUGAAUCGCUUUUCCUGCUGGAAGAAAUGAGGGAAAGGAAGUUUGACACUUUUGCCAGAAUCAUUCAGAAAUCCUGGAGAAAAUUCAUUGCCAGGAAGAAGUACGAACAGAUGAGAGAGGAGGCCUCAGACAUCCUGUACAACUCCAAGGAGCGCAGGAAGAACAGCAUCAACAGAAACUUCGUGGGGGACUACCUGGGCCUGGAGCAGAGGCCCGAGCUGCGACAGUUCCUCGCCAAAAGGGAGCGCGUCGACUUCGCUGAUUCUGUCAACAAGUUUGAUCGCAGGUUCAAGUCUAUCAAGAGAGACUUGAUCCUCACCCCCAAGGGCAUCUACCUGAUUGGUCGAGAGAAGGUGAAGAAAGGACCCGAGAAGGGACAGAUAAAGGAGGUGCUCAAACGGAAACUGGAGUUCGGAAGCAUCAGCGGCGUCUCUCUCAGCACAAGGCAGGAUGAUUUCUUCAUCCUACACGAGUCGCAGUACGACAGUCUGCUGGAGUCCAACUUCAAGACUGAGUUCCUCAGUCUGCUCCUGAAACGCUACGAGGAAGUGAACAAGAGAAAACUGUCAAUCUCUUUCACCGACAGGUUGGAGUUCAGAGUGAAGAAGGAGGGCUGGGGUGGAGGAGGCUCCAGGGUGGUGGUGUUUCAGAGGGGCCAAGGGGACGUGGCCGAGCUCAAAGCUGGAGGGAAGACCCUCUGCAUCACAGUAGGGGACGGCCUACCCAAGUCGUCCAAGCCGAGCCGGAAGAGUGCUCCACAGUCCCGUGGUGGAGGGAGGAAUAAUGCUGCCACCAGAGCUCACCAGAAUGGAGCAGCCAUUUCUUCCAGAGCCCUCCCCAAACAACCAUCAGAUGCCACAUAUUCCUCCCCGCACAAACAAGCGCGGCCACCCAACGCGGCUCUGCCCAAACUGGGCUCCCAGAGGGCCCCCAGGGUGCCGGCCCACUCCCAGAACAACCACGGCAACCUGGACUUCCUCAAUGUGCCUGACCAGGGCAUGUCCGGGAAGCAGAGGAAAAGGAGCAUCAGUCAGCGGCCUCCGCCGGCUCCCAAGCCUCAGCCUCAACCAAAGGGGCCCCAGUGCCGCGCCAUCUACCAGUACAUCGGCCAGGACACGGACGAGAUCAGCUUCGACGUCAACGACGUGUUCGACCUCAUCAAAGAGGAUCCAUCAGGCUGGUGGACCGGCAGGGUUCAAGGAAAGCAAGGUCUCUUCCCUGGUAACUAUGUGGAGAAGAUCUGAACAGGACUCGGCCUUUCCUGGUGGACUUUCCUGGUCUGUUAAGAAACUGAGCACAAAAACUGCCUCUUUUAAUGGCUGCAAGUCAGAGCUUCAUCCAUGAUGGGAACUGUUUAAAGCUGGACCUCACUGAUAUUACAGGCUCAUAUACAUUGUUGGUGGGAAUAGAGCACAGAAGACAUUGUUGCUAUGGACACAACCUUUAAAGGUCCACUGCAAAGAGCUGCUCGGGUUUCGUCUGAAUGAUAACAACAAUCUCCAUCUUUGGCUUCACUGUUACUCCCACAACACCUUUCUUUGAGACGUUACUUUCCCAAAGGUGACCAGCAAAUAAGGCAUUGCUUUUUGUAUACAGUGUCCGUAUUUUCCCUGGAGGUGUUCUCCAGAGCAAUGCCCAAUAUGCUCAGUAUGGGUACGGUUAGAAUAACAACACGAAAUGAAGUAAUAAUUGAUAUUCUAAAUUAUAUUGAACAUGUUGGGUCUGUAGCAACCCAAAACCCAUACUUGAGGCCUCACUUAAAAGUUAUAAUUAACAUUACAAAUAUCAUUCACUUCAGUAAAAUAAAUAUAUUUUCAUAUUUUACCUCAAGGACUUUUGCACUGGUUUGAUGCUUUCAUCAGUAAGUUAUGAAAUAUUUCUGAUUUUCAAAAAAUAAAGGUGAUUUAUUAACUUUACAUUUGCCAUUUUUAUUUUUUAAUAUUUGGUUGAUUUUGUAAAUCAAUGUAAUUUCUUCACAAGCAAUCAAUAUUUGUUUUUUAUAUGGAUAAAUAAAAAAUGUUACAAC